Messenger RNA from Myotis brandtii (Brandt's bat), 2323 nucleotides. It is a transcript of the gene SERPINA9, whose product is annotated as serpin peptidase inhibitor, clade A (alpha-1 antiproteinase, antitrypsin), member 9. Gene Ontology annotation, molecular function: serine-type endopeptidase inhibitor activity. The transcript is spliced from 5 exons. Lineage: Eukaryota; Metazoa; Chordata; Mammalia; Chiroptera; Vespertilionidae. Bases 79 to 1377 code for a protein of 432 amino acids. The record is from RefSeq and is a predicted model, not a curated record. Gene Ontology annotation, biological process: negative regulation of endopeptidase activity.
CUGCUCUAGAGGAAGUCACACAAGGUCCAGGCGAUCUGACCAGGGACAGACACACAGGAAGGCUUACUUCGUUCCAAAAUGGCAUCUUCCUUUUAUCAAGUUUUCCUAGUUAUUAGCCUCUGGGCUCCGAUGUAUUGUGUGUCCCCACCCAGUCCCCCCAGCAAAGGAGCUCCCAGCAAAGGAGCCCCCCGCCCACCCUCCGCGAGGAGCACCCCUGCCUCCCAGGUGGCCGCCAGCAACACCGACUUCGCCUUCCGCCUGUACCGGAGGCUGGUGUUGAAAACCCCGAGUGGGAACAUCUUCUUCUCCCCCGUGAGCGUCUCUGCUUCCCUGGCCAUGCUCUCCCUCGGGGCCCGCUCGGCCACCAAGAGCCAGCUCCUCCAGAGCCUGGGCUUCAACCUCACGCGCAUGCCCGAGUCCGCCGUGCAGCAAGGCUUCCAGCACCUGGUCCACGCGCUCGGCGUCCCCAGCGAGGAGCUGGACCUGAGGAUGGGGAGCGUCCUCUUCAUCAAAAGGGAGCUGCAGCUGCAGACGAGCUUCCUGGACAACGCCAAGCGGCUGUACGGGUCGGAGGUCUCCCCCACGGAUUUCUCCAACAGCCCCACCGCCCGGAAGAGGAUCAACAGCUACGUGGAGAAGGAGACCAAAGGGAAGGUUGUAGACUUAAUUCAGGACCUUGAACCUCAGACGGCCAUGGUCCUGGUGAACUACAUCUUCUUUGACGCCAAGUGGGAGAAGCCCUUUAACCCGACGUAUACGAGUAAAAUGUACCCGUUUGUGGUGGGCAAGACCACGGUGAAGGUCCCUAUGAUGCACCAGGUGGAGCAAUUUGCUUUUGGCGUGGAUCCGGAGCUGAACUGCUCUGUGCUGCAGAUGGACUACAAAGGAGGCAGCACGGCCCUCUUCGUCCUCCCCCGUCCAGGCCAGAUGCGGCAGCUGGAGCAGGCCUUGUCCUCCAGGACCCUGAGGAAGUGGAGCCACUUACUCAAGAAGAGGUGGAUAGAGGUGUUCAUCCCUAAGUUUUCCACAUCUACCUCCUAUGACCUGGAAAGCGUGCUCCCGAAGAUGGGCAUCCGGGACGCCUUUGACAAAAACGCCGACUUUUCUGGAAUCACAAAGAAAGGCUUCCUGAAAGUUUCCAAAGUUACCCACCAGGCGGUGGUGGACGUCAGUGAGGCGGGCACCAAGGCCGCGGCGGCCACGGCCACCAAGCUCACCACCCGCUCCAAGGACGGCUCCUCUCGCACCAUCUGCUUCAACAGGCCCUUCCUGCUGCUGAUCGUCGGCAGCGCCGCGCAGACCACGCUCUUCCUGGGCAAAGUGGAAGAUCCCACCCAGUUCCCGGCGGGGAAAGGCCUUUCGCGGAUGACACGAUAACAACGCACAGGAAAUAAACAAACCGCGUGGCCUGCAGAUCCCGGGGACAUGGGGACAGGCCUCUGUGUGAGGGUCCACCUGACCCCGUGGAGCUGCAUGUGCUGCCCCGAGGCCACUUUUGAGGCUCAGUCACCCCAAUCAGCAGAGAUCCGGUCACAGACCAAGCCCCUGAGCCCAGGCACGCCCCCUUCCAUGCUCUCCCAGGCGGCUGGCUUGCUGGGGUGUGUCUGGGUUGGCAUAUUUCCAUUCCUUAGCCCCUAGGGGUGGUGACAUGCAGGCCAGUGGCCUGUACUUCAGAAUCACAGCAAUAAACCUAAAACGUGAGUCUGGCCGCACAGCGCUCCCACACGCCUCCAGGGUCUGGAUUUGAGAGUGGUCUGGUGGGUAAGUCACAGAGGUCAGGCUGUUGUUAUGCAGUAUUUCAGUGGCUGCCUGAAUUCAUCUAUUCAUUCAACAAAAACGCACUGGGCACCUCAUACGUGCCAGGAAUGAAUCAGGCCAACAGGCUCCCAGUUUGGGGACACAGAUGGGAGUGGUAGACCACCUCCACCCUGAUGAAAUGAAACCUGUAAAUGCAUGUGGUUGUACCGGCCAUGCGGAGUGCUGGGAAGGCCCUCACUAGGAUGGUCGGAUGAGGGGAAACAGGCGGCGAGGGGGUGCUUCUGUGAGCACAGGCCCAUCGGAGGGACAGAAAGAGGCGCUGUGGCUGUGGUGGUUGAACAAGGUCAAAUGGUGUCAGACGUCGGCCAAGAAAAGGGGUCUGGGUUUCGUGGGAGGUGCCAUUAAACCGGCUGAGUUUCUCCAACAGGAAGAUGAGGGUUAGUGUCUGGGUUGGGAAGACCUUUCUGGGUGCUCACCUCAGGGUUCCAUCCAGACUGGUCGCUGCAGCUGUCCUCUCGGCCCUGACACUGUCGCAUGCGCACACAGGGCCCUCGGGUGCUCGGCC